AACUACUUCUAUUCUUCAAAUUUGAGUCGUAUUCCACGGGAUCAAACAUAGUUGUCCAUGAGAAGUUACACACGGAAAUGGCUGAGUCUAUGAUAAAUACAUAUUUCUAUGCAUAAGGGAAAAAAGACAGGCAAACAUGUGACAGGUAGAGGGGUCUUUCGGUUGAUAGGCUGGAUUUCAUUACAUUGCAGUCUCCUUCAAGUCGCCCUCCAACCGGUGAAGUUUACUGCUAGCCUCAUCUUUUACUGGUGUAAUGGCUGUGCCUCCAUCAUAUGGUGACCUUGGCAAGUCUGCCAAGGACAUCUUCAGCAAAGGCUAUGGGUUCGGCCUGGUGAAGCUUGAUGUGAAGACCAAGUCUGGCAGCGGAGUGGAGUUCAAAACAGCUGGCUCCACCAACACAGACACCAGCAAGGUGGCGGGCAGCCUGGAAACCAAAUACAAGAGGUCAGAGUACGGCCUGACCUUCACAGAGAAGUGGAACACUGACAACACCCUGGGAACAGAGAUCACCGUCGAAGACCAGAUUGUCAAGGGUCUGAAGCUGACAUUUGAUACAACCUUCUCACCAAACACUGGCAAGAAGAGCGGCAAAGUCAAGACCGCCUACAAGCGUGAGUUUGUCAACCUGGGCUGUGACGUUGACUUUGACUUCGCUGGCCCCGCUAUCCAUGGAGCGGCCGUCGUUGGUUACGAGGGCUGGCUCGCCGGCUACCAGAUGACUUUUGACACGGCCAAGUCUAAGAUGACCCAGAACAACUUCGCUGUGGGAUACAAGACCGGAGACUUCCAGCUACACACCAACGUUAAUGACGGUGUACAGUUUGGUGGCUCAAUCUACCAGAAAGUGAGUCCAGCGCUGGAGACAGCGGUCAACCUUGCCUGGACUGCCGGCAGCAACAGCACAAGCUUCGGCAUCGCAGCCAAAUACCAGCUGGACAAGAGUGCCUCCAUCAGUGCUAAAGUGAACAACAUCAGCCUGGUCGGUCUUGGAUACACCCAGACGCUGAGACCAGGUGUGAAACUCACGCUCUCUGCCCUGGUGGACGGCAAGAGCAUCAACACUGGAGGCCACAAGCUGGGCCUGGGGUUGGAACUGGAGGCCUAAACUAUCCUCACGGCGAAGGGGAUAAGGGAAUAUCAGCAGAAUCUGGCCUUAUAAUGUAUUUCCAACUCAAACCAGCAAGAGGAUGUACCAUGGAAAGGGGCGUGUUCAGAGGCUACAACAACACGAGAAAGAAACACUACGGUCUUUUACUUUUAUUUUUUACUGUUUUAUGACGGUAGCUAUUUCCGUCAUUCUUUGGUGUACAUGUUUGCUUUGUAGUUUCCAUUAAAAGACACUUGCAGUGGGUCAGUAAUUUAUA
Messenger RNA from Oncorhynchus kisutch (coho salmon), 1364 nucleotides. RefSeq names its product voltage-dependent anion-selective channel protein 2-like. Gene Ontology annotation, molecular function: voltage-gated monoatomic anion channel activity. Bases 254 to 1105 code for a protein of 283 amino acids. Gene Ontology annotation, biological process: monoatomic anion transmembrane transport. The record is from RefSeq and is a predicted model, not a curated record. The transcript has 10 exons. NCBI's taxonomy places the organism in Eukaryota, Metazoa, Chordata, Actinopteri, Salmoniformes, Salmonidae. Gene Ontology annotation, cellular component: mitochondrial outer membrane.